Messenger RNA from Entrophospora sp. SA101, 372 nucleotides. Lineage: Eukaryota; Fungi; Glomeromycota; Glomeromycetes; Entrophosporales; Entrophosporaceae. The record is from the annotation of a GenBank genome assembly.
AUGACAAAUUGUGAGACUUCACCAAUUUCCAGUACAAGUAAAUUUAGCUCAUAUAACAUUCAUUCAUCACCUAACACACCUGCAUCCACAUUCUAUACUACUGGUUCUUCUCCUUAUACUUUAUCUCAAUUCACAAGUCCAACAAAAUCUACAAAUGAAACCACAACACUAUCUCCAAUGCUUACACCAUUUAAAUAUUCAAAUAUUCAUACAGGUACAUCAAAACCCAUUAAUACUAUCACAAACUCAAAUUCAACAUCUACAUCGUCUAAAGCUUCAAGCACAUCUGCAAGUCCAUCAAAAUCUACAACUCCAACUAGAUUUCCUGUAAUUAAAUUUGUAAAACUUACUGCAUGGAUUCAAGAAGCAUAG